This is a messenger RNA of Didymodactylos carnosus, 1596 nucleotides long. The record is from the annotation of a GenBank genome assembly. NCBI's taxonomy places the organism in Eukaryota, Metazoa, Rotifera, Eurotatoria, Philodinida, Philodinidae.
AUGCCCGUGGACAUUGCCGAAGAUGAGACUGCCAUUCAAAACAAACGUACAGCCAAUGGUUUUCUCAAACCACCAUCACUCAUCGUUAAAUUAAUCUGUGAGUUAUUAGGUACGCUGAUCUUCGUCUUUUUCGGCGCUGGUUGCGCGGCUAAGCAACCUGGACUUCUACCGGUUUCCACGGCACAUGGCUUGGUAACGAUUUGGCUUGUGUACAUGUUCGGACCAGUGUCAGGUGGACAUUUCAAUGCUGCAGCAACACUAGCAUUUGCAUUCGCUGGCAAGAUGAAACUGUUGGAAAUUCCCGGCUAUCUCGUAGCACAGGCUAUUGGCUCUCUUAUUGCCGGUGCCAUGCUGUUGUGGCUCUACGGCAGCGGUUCUUCUCUGGGGACACCGUCACUGGCCGAAGGUGUCACCGUCUUCCAAGCUUUCGGUAUCGAGUUCCUGUUGGGUGCUGAUCGAGAUGGCGCAGCAUUGAAUCCGUGGCGUUGGCUGGGACCAGCAGUGGCCUCGAGUACCUAUGAAUAUUAUGCAUGGAUCUAUUGUGUGGGACCCGUGGCCGGAUUCCUAUUGGGAUACGGAUUCGCAGAAAUUGCGAUUAUGAAUAUACGUCCUCGAUUCUACGCGGAAAACUCACAAUGUGUCACACAUUGUGAGUCCCACUAUCACUAUAACACACAUAAUGUGUGUUAGCCGUUAAUGAUAGUGUGACAGUUUUUUAGCGUGUAUUAUCGUCUAAGCUUGAUUAGGCGGAUUUGCUCUUUUGAAGAAACCGAUUUUUGUCUUUUACAAAGAGAGUAGGCAGUUUUCGGAGCAACGCCAAAAAGUAAUGUUACUGCAUGUUUUAUUAAUAAUUUAAUCGAGAUUUUGUGACUGUAAUAAGGGUGGCACUUUACCGAUCAUUUCCAGAGUAACGGUAAAGUGGUAUGUUUUAUUUUCAAAAGUAAAGAUUAGAUAUAUAAUGCAUAUCUUUUCUUUUCAAAGAAAAAGAAAGCGAUAUCUUUUCUUGCUUUUGCGAAAGAAAAUGACUUACCUUUCUCAAAAAUAGAAAGAACAUGGAGACAAAAUGUUUCUAUUUCUUUUCUUUCAACAUUUUGGUUUGGUUGAAAGUUUUAUUUUUAAAACCUAACGGUGUAUUUUUUCUAACUUAUUUUCAUAAAACAUAAAAAACGAAACAACCUUUUUUGAAAUGAUAAGAAAAUAUUUAUUUUCUUGGAUGCACAUUCCACUCCUCACGAAUCCUUUUCGAAAAGUUAAACUUUUUUUUGCAAAACUUGAAGUGACCCAUUUAUGAUAAAUAUGAGUUACCACUAAAUCGAUCAUGGAACAAGACUACGACUUUAGCGCUGACAAUCAUAUGCAAAAAAAGCGUAAAACCUUGAUAUGAAGCCUCUACUUGAAUUCAAGUGAGACAUCCAUAAGGUGAUCGAUAAAAAUAACCACCUUACUCUUUAUUAACAAUUUGUGUGUCAAUUUUAUGCUGUAACUUUAACUUUUCAUUUUACUUAAUGAGUCAAAUUUGAACACACAUGAUCUCUGACUAUCAUGACCUGAAGAGAAAGCCGGAAAGUCAUUCUAGUCAAAAAGAGUUUAUCUAUC